UCGAAGGAAAAUACAUAUAUUAUUAAGGUAGCGUUCGUACUUCUCAUUCUAAAGAUACCAAUAUACAGAGUGAGAGAGAAAGAUAGAUAUGAUAUCGUCGGCGGUAGAGUUUUCCGCGGAGCAAGCGAGAUGCGGCGACGAUGGUGACGGCGGAGAGACGAACAAGAACGGCGAUCGUGAUCAUUUUAUUAUACGAACCUCCUCCGAACCAAAAGCUCAGACGACAAGUUUUCUCUCAACUGAUACUUUCCUUAGAGCAGCAACGUUACUCAAGGACCAGGUUGUGGAGGCCACGUGGAAACGCGGUGCUCCGGAUCCGAGUCUAGUGUUGGAUCCGACCGUGUACACAGGGCUACUCGGCACCGCUUUCACUUGCUUGAAGUCGUACGAGGUCACGAGGAACCAUCAAGAUCUGCUAACUUGCGCAGAUAUAAUCGACACGUGUGCCGACGUUGCACGCGCCACAACCAGGCACGUGACGUUUUUAUGUGGAAGAGGAGGAGUGUAUGCGCUUGGUGCAAUCGUAGCCAGUUACAGAGGGGACCAAUCAAAACUUGACCUCUUUCUCGGUCUUUUCCUGGAGCUAGCAGAAGAAAGAGAGUUACCAGCAGGACCAGAGGAAGGAGGAUUUGGAAUGUCAUAUGACCUUCUGUAUGGAAGAGCGGGUUUCCUUUGGGCUGCUCUGUUUCUAAACAAAUACCUCGGUGAAGGCACUGUUCCCGACCAUCUCUUAUCGCCUAUUGUCGCAGCCAUCUUAUCAGGUGGACGAGUCGGAGCUGCAGAUCAUCAAGCUUGCCCUUUAUUAUACAGGUUCCACGGGACACGGUUUUGGGGUGCGGCGAAUGGAUUAGCUGGAAUCUUGCACGUCUUGUUACACUUCCCAUUAUCAGAAGAGGAUGUGAAGGAUGUGCAAGGGACGUUGAGGUACAUGAUGAGUAAUAGGUUCCCAAACAGCGGAAACUAUCCUUGCAACGAAGGGAAUCCGAGAGACAAGCUGGUCCAGUGGGCUCACGGUGCGACCGGCAUGGCCAUCACUUUGGCUAAAGCAUCACAGGUGUUUCCAAAGGAGAGGGAUUUUCGUGAAGCAGCCAUUGAAGCUGGAGAAGUAGUGUGGAAGAGUGGGUUGGUGAAGAAGGUAGGUUUAGCUGAUGGAGUUGCUGGCAACGCCUAUGCUUGCUUGUCGCUCUACAGGUUAACGGGAGAUGUUGUGUACGAAGAGAGAGCAAAAGCGUUCGCGAGUUACUUGUGUCGUGAUGGGAGAGAGCUUGUGACUGCGACAAUGGGAGAAGCAGAGCAUGACUAUUCUCUCUUCCGAGGACUAGCUGGACCAGCAUGUCUCUGGUUCGAUCUAGCGUCGCCGGCAGAUUCUAAGUUUCCUGGUUAUGAGAUUUAAAUUUAAGAUAAACCGUUGUUCUUUCUCUCCGUGGUUAUUGAAAGUGAAUCCUCAAUGAAUGUAUUAUCAUCAAACAAAAAAAAACUCAUGUCUUUUUUAAAGUAAUACAAUGGUGGCAAUAAUACAAUGAUAAGGAAGAUCAAA
Raphanus sativus (radish) is the source of this 1537-nucleotide messenger RNA. Its product is annotated as lanC-like protein GCL1. The transcript has 5 exons. The coding region runs from base 89 to 1393 and encodes 434 amino acids. The record is from RefSeq and is a predicted model, not a curated record. Gene Ontology annotation, biological process: peptide modification; carbohydrate metabolic process. Lineage: Eukaryota; Viridiplantae; Streptophyta; Magnoliopsida; Brassicales; Brassicaceae. Gene Ontology annotation, cellular component: plasma membrane.